CAGUGCAUCAGUAUCGUGAAGUGCAGAGGGAAGCAAGCGGAUAAACUCACGCAAAAAUCAUGUUCACAAAGGUCACUCUUUUCUGUUUCGUUGCCUUUGUCGCAACUCAGGCUCAGGUGAAUCAGCCACCGUCACCGUACAACUUCGCGUACGAGCACGUCGAUGAAAAGACGGGCGCCAAGGUGACGCAGAGUGAGAGCGGUGACGCGAACAACGUCAAGACUGGCUCGUACGGCAUCAACGACCCAACGGGCAUCUACCGCCUGGUGCAGUACAUCGCCGACGCUCAGGGCUUUCGCGUCACCGUGGACACAAACGAACAUGGCACCAAGACCCACGAUGCGGCAAACGCUCGCUACAACUCGAACGCAGCGAACACCCCCGCCGCCGUAGCUUGCGUCUAGCAGGCCUGCGGCGCCCGCCUUCAGGCCAGCCGUUGUGAGGCCGGCUCGGUUCACUCCAGUCACCACGGUGCAUGCGGUGCACUCCUCACCAGUGACCCUUCACGCCAUCCCAGUGACGGUGCACGCCCUUCACGCGGUGCCCGUGGCUCACGCCGUUCACACCCGCCAGGCGGCUAUCUCUCCCAGCUACAUCCACUUCACCCUGGGAAGGCCCAGAAGGUCGGGCUAGGCAUCGGUGAAAACAAACCUCGCCCUGCUCGUUGAAGAAGGCCGAAGUGGUGACAUCAGCUUGCGGACUUGAGUGAAAAUGACUGUCGUUGAUGUGUGAUGGAGGAAAGUGUUAUGAUUUGUUUUUACGAUGCCGGAAUGGCAUUGUGUUCAACUUUUGUAUAUGCACGAAAUAAAGCUUGGGAGAGAAG
Messenger RNA from Rhipicephalus sanguineus (brown dog tick), 823 nucleotides. Its product is annotated as cuticle protein 10.9. Bases 60 to 404 code for a protein of 114 amino acids. Lineage: Eukaryota; Metazoa; Arthropoda; Arachnida; Ixodida; Ixodidae. Gene Ontology annotation, cellular component: chitin-based extracellular matrix. The transcript has 3 exons. Gene Ontology annotation, molecular function: structural constituent of chitin-based larval cuticle. The record is from RefSeq and is a predicted model, not a curated record.